AUUGCACGCGGCGAGCGCCCAGUGACAAUUGAAAUCUCGCAACCAUGGUGAAGUUCUCCAUCGAUGAGCUCCGUCGCCAGAUGGACAAGCAGCACAACAUCCGUAACAUGUCCGUCAUCGCGCACGUCGAUCACGGCAAAUCCACGCUGACGGACUCCCUCGUCGCCGCCGCGGGCAUCAUCGCCGCGGAGAACGCGGGCGACGCCCGCCUCACGGACACGCGUCAAGACGAGCAAGAUCGCUGCAUCACCAUCAAGUCCACCGGCAUCUCGCUCUUCUACAAGAUGGACGAGGAGUCCCUCGCGCUCAUCCCGAAGCACGUCCCGCGCGAGCCGGACUGCAACGACUACCUCAUCAACCUCAUCGACAGCCCCGGGCACGUCGACUUCUCCUCGGAGGUCACCGCGGCGCUUCGAAUCACCGACGGCGCGCUCGUCGUCGUCGACUGCGUCGAGGGCGUCUGCGUGCAGACGGAGACGGUGCUUCGUCAAGCGCUCGGCGAGCGCAUCAAGCCGGUCAUGACGGUGAACAAGCUCGACCGAUGCUUCCUCGAGCUCAUGCUCGACGGCGAAGAGGCGUACCAGAACUUUUGCCGCGUCAUCGAAAACGCAAACGUCCUCAUGGCGACGUACACGGAUGACGCGCUCGGCGACUGCCAAGUCGCGCCGGAGAAGGGCACCGUGUCCUUCUCCGCGGGGCUUCACAACUGGGCCUUCACGCUCACGGUCUUCGCGAAGAUGUACGCCGCCAAGUUUGGCGUCGAGUUUGAUAAGAUGAUGGAGAAGCUCUGGGGCGACAACUUUUUCGAUCCCAAGACGAAGAAAUGGACCAAGAAGCACACGGGCGAGAAGACGUGCAUGCGCGCCUUUGUUCAGUUCAUCUACGAGCCGAUCCGUCGCGUCAUCGACGCGGCGAUGAACGACAACAAGGAGAAGCUCUGGCCGAUGCUCGAGAAGCUCAAGGUGAAGGAGAAGCUCAAGCCGGCGGAUUUCGACCUCCUCGGCAAGCCGCUGAUGAAGCGCAUCAUGCAGACGUGGCUCCCCGCCGACGUCGCGCUCCUCGAGAUGAUCAUCUUCCACCUGCCGUCCCCGGCGACGGCGCAGAAGUACCGCGCGGACACGCUGUACGAGGGUCCCCUGGACGACAAGUACGCGGAGUCCAUUCGCAACUGCGACAGCAGCGGGCCGCUCAUGCUGUACGUCUCGAAGAUGAUUCCCACCGCAGACAAAGGACGCUUCCUCGCCUUCGGCAGAGUCUUCUCCGGUAAGGUCAAGACGGGCAUGAAGGUGCGCAUCCUCGGCCCCAACUACGUUCCGGGCGAGAAGAAGGACCUGUACGUCAAGUCCAUCCAGCGCACGGUGCUCUGCAUGGGCCGUCGCCAGGACGCGGUCGAGGACGUUCCCGCGGGCAACACGGUGGCGAUGGUCGGCCUCGAUCAGUUCAUCUCCAAGAACGCGACCAUCACGGGCGAACAAGAGGUCGAGGCGCACCCGCUCAAGGCGAUGAAGUUCUCCGUCUCCCCCGUCGUUCGCGUCGCGGUCGAGUGCAAGAACUCGCAGGAUUUGCCCAAGCUCGUGGAGGGUCUCAAGCGCCUGUCCAAGUCGGACCCGAUGGUGCUCUGCCAGAUCGAAGAGACGGGGGAACACAUCGUCGCCGGCGCGGGCGAGCUCCACCUCGAGAUUUGCCUCAAGGAUCUCCAGGAGGACUUCAUGGGCGGCGCGGAGAUUCGCAUCUCCGACCCGGUCGUGUCUUUCCGCGAGUCCGUGAACAACACGUCCGACCACAUCUGCAUGUCCAAGUCCCCGAACAAGCACAACCGUCUGUACUUCCAGGCGACGUGCAUGGAGGAGGGCCUCGCCGAGGCUAUCGACGACGGAGACGUCACCCCUCGCGACGAACCGAAAGCCCGCGGCCGUUUCCUCGCCGAGAAGUUCGGCUGGGACAAGGACCUCAGCAAGAAGAUCUGGUGCUUCGGCCCGGACACGACCGGCCCGAACCUCAUCGUCGACAUGUGCAAGGGUGUCCAGUACCUCAACGAGAUCAAGGACUCGUGCGUCGCCGCGUUUCAGUGGGCGACCAAGGAGGGCCCCAUCGCGGAGGAGAACAUGCGCGGGAUCAAGUUUGAGGUUCACGACGUCGUGCUUCACACGGAUGCGAUUCACAGAGGUGGCGGGCAGAUCAUCCCGACGUGCCGCCGCGUGUUGUACGCGUCCAUGAUGACGGCGGAGCCGAAGCUUCUGGAGCCGGUGUACCUCGUGGAGAUUCAAGCGCCGGAGGGGGCGCUCGGCGGCAUCUACUCCACCAUCACGCAGAAGCGCGGGAUGGUCAUCGAAGAGAUGCAGCGCCCGGGGACGCCGAUUUACAACAUCAAGGCGUACCUCCCCGUCAUGGAGUCGUUCGGGUUCACCGGGACGCUUCGCGCGGCCACCUCUGGUCAGGCGUUUCCGCAGUGCGUGUUCGAUCACUGGGACAUGCUCGGGUCCGAUCCUUACGACACCAACUCGCAAGCUGGGAAGCUCGUGCUGGACAUUCGCAAACGGAAGGGCAUCAAGGAGUUCAUCCCCGCGCUCAGCGAGUACGAGGACAAGCUCUAAGGGUGAGGACGAGGAGGAUGGCGAGGAGGAAGGCGGUGUGUUGUGUACUGACUGCGUCAGAAAACUAAAAAACUUUGUGAAUAUCAGAUACAUCGAAUCG
Messenger RNA from Micromonas pusilla CCMP1545, 2694 nucleotides. RefSeq lists its product as uncharacterized. NCBI's taxonomy places the organism in Eukaryota, Viridiplantae, Chlorophyta, Mamiellophyceae, Mamiellales, Mamiellaceae. Gene Ontology annotation, molecular function: ribosome binding; GTPase activity; GTP binding. Gene Ontology annotation, biological process: translational elongation. The transcript has 3 exons. The record is from RefSeq and is a predicted model, not a curated record. Bases 45 to 2594 code for a protein of 849 amino acids. Gene Ontology annotation, cellular component: ribonucleoprotein complex; cytosol.